Boleophthalmus pectinirostris (great blue-spotted mudskipper) is the source of this 2510-nucleotide messenger RNA. It is a transcript of the gene stx5a, whose product is annotated as syntaxin 5A. The record is from RefSeq and is a predicted model, not a curated record. Gene Ontology annotation, biological process: vesicle fusion; endoplasmic reticulum to Golgi vesicle-mediated transport; intracellular protein transport. NCBI's taxonomy places the organism in Eukaryota, Metazoa, Chordata, Actinopteri, Gobiiformes, Gobiidae. Bases 670 to 1653 code for a protein of 327 amino acids. Gene Ontology annotation, molecular function: SNAP receptor activity; SNARE binding. The transcript is spliced from 12 exons. Gene Ontology annotation, cellular component: Golgi membrane; SNARE complex; endomembrane system.
CUUAAGCACUGCAAAAUGGCUGUAAACAGCCCUAAAAUCCUGAGGCCCAGGACAACAGACCUCUUUGUCCCCUACUGUCUACUGCCCUGACUGUAGCCAUGGCUUAAGGGCAAUUCAAGAUUUUUAUUUUUUUUAAUUCGGCUUUCUAUUUUCCAUUUUCACAUUUAGAAAUCAAUGGAAGACUGUGAUCAUUUUUCACUCACAUUCUCGACAAUACAAAAUAAAUGUUUAUAUGCUGGGCAUGAACAUGGAUCUGUUGUUGAUAACACUGUAAUUUAGCCCCAUAGACUGUAUAAAGAUAUUUAUAUAGCUCGUCUAUGUUUAGCCCUGUAGGUAAACGUGAGUGUAGCGCCCCCUAUCUGUGUCUCUCAGUCAUGAUUUCAGUCCCUAAAGUAGACGUGGCAAUGACGUAUAUGCCGGAAAUGACCCGGAUCGGAACUUUAACCGUGGGCAGAUUACUUUGAUUAGAAACAUCGAAGAAAUACUGAAAUGUCUUCUUGUUUUUUGUGCACACAUAUGUCAGGGUCCAGCACACCUCCUUGGAUUUGAGUUGGCUACAUUUUAGGAGGUUUAAAUCCUAAACAUCAUUUGGAAGAGGGCUCGUCGGGUUUGGUGGUCUCUGGUGGUCUCUGGUGUUGGACGGACUUCUGGCCGUGAAACAACGGCAGGAUGACGUGCCGUGACCGGACCCUUGAAUUUCAGUCGGCCUGUAAAUCCCUUCAAGGCAGACAGAAUGGAGUCCAACCCAGUAAACCGGCCCUCUCUGCCCUCAGACAGCGCAGUGACUUCACGGUCAUGGCAAAGAGAAUUGGAAAAGACCUGAGUAAUACAUUUGCCAAACUGGAAAAACUCACUAUUUUGGCAAAAAGAAAGUCUCUGUUUGAUGACAAAGCUGUUGAGAUUGAAGAGUUAACAUAUAUUAUCAAACAAGAUAUCAACAGUUUGAAUAAACAGAUAGCACAGCUACAGGACUUGGUGCGGUCUCGAGGAGGUCCAGGGGGGCGGCAUAUCCAAACACACUCUAAUACCAUUGUUGUGUCAUUACAGUCUAAACUUGCAUCAAUGUCAAAUGACUUUAAAUCGGUUCUUGAGGUCAGGACAGAGAACCUGAAGCAGCAGCGCAGCAGGAGGGAACAGUUCUCUCAGCCCCCCACCACCUCCUCUCCGCUCAUGGCCAAUAACUUCAGGAGCCGCAAAAAAGGGGCCCAGGAGCCGCAUGCAGCUCGCGAGCCGCGCUAUGACUACCAGGGCUAUACACCCUCAAAAGAGAGUUCAGUCUUGAUGCAGGAUGAGUCCAGAAGUCUUGGGGAUGUGGCCAUUGACAUGGACUCACAAACCAACCCACUACAGCUGCAGCUCAUUGAUGAGCAGGACUCCUACAUUCAGAGCCGUGCUGACACCAUGCAGAACAUCGAGAGCACAAUUGUGGAGCUGGGCUCCAUAUUUCAGCAGCUCGCACACAUGGUGAAGGAGCAGGAGGAGACCAUCCAGAGGAUUGAUGCUAAUGUUGAAGACACCCAGCUGAAUGUGGAGGCAGCACACACAGAAAUCCUUAAAUAUUUCCAGUCUGUUUCCUCCAAUCGUUGGCUCAUGAUUAAGAUCUUUCUGGUCCUCAUCGUCUUUUUCAUCAUCUUUGUGGUCUUCUUUGCUUAAAGAAAAUAACAGGCUCAAAUUAAACUGGAUAUAAGAAACAUAAUAAGAAAAUAUUUGAAGGAGACUUUUCUCAUUGUUUUGGGACCAACUCAAAAGAAUUGACUGGUGUUACCAAGCCACAGACUUUUAUCAACCAGCGAAGAAAAAGAACUUCAACUCCCAGUUACAAAAUUGUAUAUUUUCAGAUAUUGAGCCGGUGUUGUGUUAAACAAUAUUUUAUGGACACUUUAAUUUAAUGGUUUGAUUCUCCAAACUGUCUUUUAUUUCUUUUUUUUUCCUUCCCAGAAAUUAAAUUGCAAAUAUUUCUAUUUUCAAAGCCAAAUAACUCUGGAGUUUAUUCUUAGCUCAUACCUUCCUCUGGAAGUACUCGACCUCUUAUAUUUUAGAACAUGCCUGCUAAGUUAAUUUUUUUGUUUUGCUUUCACUUUAUUUGCCAAAUGGGAACUAUCGAAAACUGUGACCUGGUGGACAUUUUACCUACUUUGAGGAUCACUGGUUGAAAAGUUAUGGAGAAAUAUCAGAUGUAAAGUACAUACAAGUUGUACAAAAUCUAUUUUAAACAAAAGGUUUCUUUUUUUUUUUUUUUUUUGAGGGGGGGCUUGGGAUCAGUGUUUGACAACAGUACUAAUGAAGGGAUUUCACUGAUUGAGACUUUCACAAUGACAUCAUUAGCUGGAUUCCCUGGAGGUCACCGUGUAGAAGUCUACUGGAAUUUUUUUUAAAAAAGGACAUAACUUUUACAAUUCUUAUUUUCAUCUUUAGCCAAAUGCCUUGACAUAAAUGUACACAGUGCAAAUCGAUAAAUGAUGUAUUGAUAAGAAAAAGCAUAUUAAUAAAAGAAGAAUGGGAUACUGACA